This is a messenger RNA of Diaporthe citri, 972 nucleotides long. RefSeq lists its product as uncharacterized. The coding region runs from base 1 to 972 and encodes 323 amino acids. The record is from RefSeq and is a predicted model, not a curated record. Gene Ontology annotation, cellular component: tRNA-intron endonuclease complex. Gene Ontology annotation, biological process: tRNA splicing, via endonucleolytic cleavage and ligation; tRNA-type intron splice site recognition and cleavage. NCBI's taxonomy places the organism in Eukaryota, Fungi, Ascomycota, Sordariomycetes, Diaporthales, Diaporthaceae. The transcript has a single exon. Gene Ontology annotation, molecular function: nucleic acid binding; tRNA-intron lyase activity.
AUGACAGAGCUCGUACGCAUCACCAAAGUAGGUGGUCGGUACCUCGUCUUCGAGGUCAAAGAUGUCGCCUCUCUGCGACGCGACCACUGCAUCUGUGCCGUCUUGGUCGGCACCACACCGCAGAACCCAACCCAAAACCUCUUCUCGGGACUGCCGUUAGAACUUCUUCCUGAGGAAGCGAAACUUCUAGUGGACAAAGGUGUCGCCCAUGUCGUGGACGAGGCCACAUCCCACCUGACUCACCUGACAUCCAUGGAUCCCACCGCCAAGCAUGCUUACCUACAAUCUUUGAGGACUCGGCGGCAAAAUAUUUCGCGGGUUCUUGACGAAGAGGACGCCAUCAGGAAGGCCGAAGGCGCCAAGAUGAGAGGAAAACAGAAAUCUAAGCGGAUUCCCGCCCGGGCUGAUACCCCACCAGUCGUCGAGGAAGUUCAGUUGCCACUGUCCCCUCCACCGGAGAAGCAAGAUGAGGCUUCAGUGCUACCUGCCGCAACGGCAGAUCGUGAGGAGUCGCUCUUCUCAUUCCCCCCUCAGCAGAGGAAAGGGGGGACCACUCCCUCGUCUACCACUAUAGUUGCAACCAACCGUCAUCUGACGGCAACUACCAGUGCUGACAUGUUGUCAGACCCCAAAGCUUGCAGCGUGCCUGUCGAGGCGCCUCGUUCUUACCCUUUCUACAAGCAUCUCAACUCAAAAGGCUACUACAUCACUCCAGGCAUCCGCUUUGGCGCUGAUUACAGUGUCUACCCCGGCGAUCCCUUCAGGUACCACGCGCAUUUCAUGGCGACGAGCUUUGGAUGGGACGAAGAAAUCACUCUGCUGGACCUAGUUAGCGGUGGCCGUCUGGGCACGGGUGUUAAGAAGGGGUUCUUGAUAGGUGGUCAAGCCCCACCAGAAGAGGCAGCAGGAAACCCGCAGGAUACCGGUGAAGACCGGGUGAGGACGUUCACACUAGAGUGGGCUGCCAUGUAG